AGACCGGCCCAUUAACACGUUCUCGAAUGGCCUAAAAAUCCACCCCAUCAUGUGCUCCCCCGUCCUCCUCCUACGCCCCCACCGACAGCCUCCUCCCGUGGCCUCGCCGCCGGCCUCCUCCCGUGGCCCUGUCGCCGGCCUCCUCCCGCGGAUGCGCCGCCGGCCUCAUUCCGCGCAAUCCGCCAUGCGCGCAGCCCCCUGUGCCUCCACAAACGCCGUCGCUCAUGGCGGCUGUCAUCCGCCUCCACCAGCAUGUCGACCACCACGCCCCCUCUUCCCACGUGCCUCCGCCAUGACCUCUCCUCCCCGAUGCUCCCCGCGCGUGGCCGCCAAGUCCUGUCCUCGACGGAUCCGGCCAACCACUCGCCGCCGGCCGCGGAUCCCGCGCACACGCAUCCGGCCGCAGAUCAUUGCCCCCACCACGGCGUUCCCUCUGCACCACCUCGGGUCAUUCCCCUACUACCUCGCCUCCCUCGCGUCGCCCGCAACCUCCGCGCUCGCCGUUCACACCGACCUUCGUAUGAUGCCGCUACCCACUGCUACCCCGCGCGCUGGCGACCUCUAACCACCAUGCGUAGCCAUGGCUCACUUCCUGGCAGUAGACGUGCAUCUGCCAUGGCAGUGCUCUGCACAUCCACAGUUGUUGGUAACUAUGCGCCCCUACGUGACCUUCAUUGGGUGCUAGCCGUGGCCUUCAUCGCGUGCAUCAGACCACAGAUCAGAAGUUCAGGUUGUUCUGGUAGCGCGGGCGAACAUGCACCAUCCACUCUACUGUGCGUGAGAAGGCAGAUGGGUAAGUGGCCUAGGCAGAGAUUGAGAUGCACUGAACUUCUUUGACUAGGUCAUGGUGGAGCAGCCCCUGCUCUAGUUCUAUCAUCGGCUCGGCAUGUUCUUGGUGGAAUUGGUCAACAGGAAACAACAGGUUGGCUUGUACGCAGCUAAUGAUAGUUCAGUUACAGGGUAAACAACAGGUCGGCUUGUACACGGCCUACUAAUAGAGUAAAAUUGUUGCUGCUGCUGCGUUAAAGAUGGCCCCAAAUGAAGCACGAUCUAGCUGAUGUACUACUUGUUCUACUGUACAUUGUACCUUUUGUUUGGUGGAUGGGCUACUGUUUUGCUAGCUUUGGGCAUCGGCUGCUACAUCACAUGGAGCCAUGGAAAAGAAAAAUGGAUAAGAGAGAGAUGAUGUGGUGGUUAGAAAAUACAAAUAGGAGAGGACAAGAGCAACCUUGUGGUGGAAAACACCCAACAUUCGCACCUUUAGAAAGAUGGACAUGAAAAAACAAUGCUGACA
Messenger RNA from Triticum urartu, 1294 nucleotides. NCBI's taxonomy places the organism in Eukaryota, Viridiplantae, Streptophyta, Magnoliopsida, Poales, Poaceae. The record is from RefSeq and is a predicted model, not a curated record.